Messenger RNA from Ipomoea nil (Japanese morning glory), 1435 nucleotides. Its product is annotated as BTB/POZ and TAZ domain-containing protein 1-like. Gene Ontology annotation, molecular function: protein binding. Gene Ontology annotation, cellular component: nucleus. Lineage: Eukaryota; Viridiplantae; Streptophyta; Magnoliopsida; Solanales; Convolvulaceae. The record is from RefSeq and is a predicted model, not a curated record. The transcript has 5 exons. The coding region runs from base 130 to 1200 and encodes 356 amino acids.
AAAUGCCUUCAUUCAACCAGGCUGCACUUGCAUAUUUUCCCAAUAUACUUUAAAACAAAUAAUAAUCAAAAUUAUAAUAGAAAAGGAAAAAAGUUUUCUCCCAUCUUUCACGUUCACCAAAUAAUCAUUAUGUCUUCAACCGACAACAUUUUCUCCGACGGCGAAGUCGCCGAACUGGACCUCCAGAUCAUAACUUCCGGCGGCCGUCGCAUUCCGGCGCAGUCCUCCGUUCUGGCGGCGGCUUCGCCAGUUCUGGAGAGCAUAAUUGAGCGGCCGAGAAAGCGGCGGAGCUCCGAGAAAACAAUCCGGAUUCUCGGCGUACCCUGCGACGCCGUUUCAGCCUUCGUCCAGUUCCUCUGUUCUUCCAAGUGUGGUGAGGAACAACUGGAGAAACAUGGGAUUCAUCUGCUAGCACUGUCCCAUGUUUACUUGGUGCCACAGCUAAAGCAGAGAUGCAUCAAGGGGUUGGUCGAUCGUUUGACCAUUGAGAAUGUUGUGGAUGUGCUUCAACUUGCAAGGCUUUGCGACGCCCCUGAUCUUUACCUCAAAUGCAUGAAACUGUUAUCCGUGAAUUUCAUGAAAGUUGAGGAAACUGAGGGUUGGAAAUUUCUGCAGUUCAAUGACCCAUGGCUUGAACUCGAAAUCAUGCAGUUCAUUGAUGAAGCUGAACUGAGAAAGAAGAGGACGAGGAGGCUCAGAGAGGAGCAGAAGCUGUAUUUACAGCUAAGCGAGGCGAUGCAUUGUCUGGAGCAUAUAUGUCAGGAAGGAUGCACGAUCGUAGGGCCAUCUCAUAUGGAUCCUACCAAAAAGAAGCUGCCUUGUAGCAAGUUCACCACAUGCCAAGGCCUCCAGCUUCUAAUUCGACAUUUUGCUAUGUGUAAGAAAAGGGUGAAUGGCAACUGUUUGAGAUGCAAGCGUAUGUGGCAGCUUCUUAGGCUACACUCCUCAAUCUGUGACCAACCUGAGGAAUGCGCAGUUCCCCUUUGCAGACAAUUCAAGUUGAAGGUACAACAAAAGAGAGACGAUGCUCGAUGGAAACUGCUGGUGAGGAAGGUGGUGUCGGCCAAAGCUAUGUCCUCCUUAUCUCUACCAAAGAGGAAGAGAGAAGAAGAGGAACCCAGAAUGAAGAAGAUGAAUCAUCCUCAGAUGAGAAGCUUUAGUUUACAAGCUUUCAGUGAAGGAUUGGAAGCUGCUACUUAGUUACCACGGUUUAGUACUCCUGAAUGAAUCUGCAGAAUGGUUCAUUCUAAUUAAGGCAAUGAGCUGUUACCUGUUAGCAAUUAUAUAUAUAUGGGUCCAUGUCAUAUUGUCAUGUCCUGUUUAUUUGUGGGUCAACUUAAUUUGUAUCAUAAAUCCUUGUAAAAUUAAUGUGUGCACGGAUUUUUUUUUUCUUUUUGUAAAAAAAAAAAGGAAGAGAAAGUGUUGUAGAUCAAAA